CUAAUGAUACCUGCAUGCAAAAUGACAAACCCAUUGUAAAUGAAAACAACGCAAUGAUAACCGCGCGAACUUAUGAUACCUGCAUGCAAAAUGACGAUCCCAUUCUGCGUGAGGACAAUGCAACGAUAACCAUGCAUACUUAUGAUACCUGCAUGCAAAAUGAUGAUCCCAUUGUUAAUGAGGACAACGCAACGAUAACCACAGAUACCAAUGAUGCCUGCCUGGAAGAUGACUACCCCAUUGUGAAUGAAAACAACACAAAGAUGACCGUGCGUACUAAUUAUACCUGCAUGCAAAAUGACGAUCCCAUUUUGAAUAAUGACAAUGCAACAAUAACCGUACAUACUUAUGAUACCUGCCUGGAAUAUGACUAUCCAAUUGUGAAUAAGGACAACCCAAUGAUAACCGCACAUACCAAUGGUGCCUGCCUGGAAGAUGACUACCCCAUUGUAAAUGAAAACAACGCAAUGAUAACCGCGCGAACUUAUGAUACCUGCAUGCAAAAUGACGAUCCCAUUGUUAAUGAGGACAACGCAACGAUAACCGCGCAAACUUAUGAUUCCUGCAUGCAAAAUGACAAACACAUUGUGAAUGAAAAAAAUGCAAAGAUAACCGCGCGAACUUAUGAUACCUGCAUGCAAAAUGACGAUCACAUUGUGAAUGGGGACAACGCAACGAUAACCGCACAUACUAAUGAUGCCUGCAUGCAAAAUGACAAACCCAUUGUGAAUGCAAACAACACAACGAUAACCGCGCGUACAAGCAUGCAAAAUGACUACCCCAUUGCGAAUGAAAACAACGCAAAGAUAACCACAGGUACCAAUGACGCCUGCCUUGAAAAUGACUAUCCCAUUGUGAAUGAAAACAACGCAACGAUAACUGCGCAAACUUAUGAUGCCUGCCUGGAAGAUGACUACCCCAUUAUGAAUGAAAACAACACAACGGUAACCGCGCAAACUUAUGAUGCCUGCCUGCAAAAUGACGAUCCCAUUGUAAAUAAGGACAACGCAAUUAUUACCUGCCUGGAGGAUGACUUCCCCACUGUGAAUGAAAACAGCACACUGAGAAUCGCACGUACCAGUGAUGCCUGCCUGCAAAACGACGACCCCGUUAUGAAUGGCAGUAACGCAACGAUAACUGCGCGUACUUAUGGUGCCUGUCUGCAAAAUAAUAACCAAAAAAUUGUUGGCAAUAACUCAAUGAAACUUGCACAUUCCAAAAUUGCCUGUCUGCAUAAUAAUAAGCUUGUUGUAAGUGGUAAUAACGCAACAAAAACCGAAAGCAUCAACGAUGCGAGCCUGCAUAAUGAUCACCCUUUAGUUCCUGGUAAUACAACAACAAAUACCGCACACUUACAACAUGAUGACCCUAUUGAGUAUGUGAGUAAAAAUACAACGAAUGCCGCACGCAAGAUUGGUGACUGUCUGCGAAAUGAUGAAUCUAUUAUAAGUGAUAAAAAAGCGGCGAAAAUCGCAAGCACCCAGGAUAGCUGCCUGCAAAAUGAUGACCCAAUUGUUGUAGGCAAUAACACAAGAAACACCGCACGUACAAAGGAUGGAUGCCUGCAAAAUGAUGACCCCAUUGUUGUUGGCAAUGAUGCAACAAACACCGCACGCAUUAAGGAUGGAUACCUUCAAAAUGAUGACCCCAUUGUUGUUGGCAAUUGCGCCACAUUAACCGCACGCAUCAAGGUUAGAUGUCUGCAAAAUGAUGACUCAAUUGUUGUUGGUAAUAACGCAAAAAAACCCGCACACACUAAGUAUUGCUGUCUGCAAAAUGAUGACCCUAUUGUUGUUGGCAAUUACGCAGCAACCACCGCACGUACCAAAGAUAAAUGCCUGCAAAAUGAUGACCCCAUUGUUGUUGGCAAUUACGCAGCAACCACCGCACGUACCAAAGAUAAAUGCCUGCAAAAUGAUGACCCCAUUGUUGUUGGCAAUUACGCAGCAACCACCGCACGCACCAAGGAUAGAUGCCUGCAAAAUGAUGACCCCAUUGUUGUUGGCAAUUACGCAGCAACCACCGCACGUACCAAAGAUAAAUGCCUGCAAAAUGAUGACCCCAUUGUUGUUGGCAAUUACGCAGCAACCACCGCACGUACCAAAGAUAAAUGCCUGCAAAAUGAUGACCCUAUUGUUGUUGGCAAUUACGCAGCAACCACCGCAUGUACCAAAGAUAAAUGCCUGCAAAAUGAUGACCCCAUUGUUGUUGGCAAUACCGCAAAAUUAACCGCACGCACCAAGGAUGGUUGCUUGCAAAAUGAUGACCCCAUUGUUGGCAAUAACGUAACGACUAUUGCAUGUGGCAAAGAUGCCUACCUGAAAAUCAAUGCCUCCAUUUAUAUUGGAAAUUAUGCAAUGAAAACUGCACAUAGCAAAGAUACCCGCCUUCAUAAUAAUAAACUAAAUGUUGUCGGAAAUUUCGCAGUGACAACCGCACAUAGUAAAAAUACAUGUUUACAAUCUGAUUUUGAUUACAAUGUUGUCGAUUUUGACGCAAGUAGAGCUGCAUGUAGCAAAGAUGUCUGCCGGAAUACUGACGACAAAAGUGUUGAUGAUAACAACGCAACAACAACAGCAAAUAACAAAGGUGCAAACCUGCAAAAUGAUGGCGUAAUUGUUGACUGCAAUAACGCAGUGGACUCCGCACGUAACAAAGAUUCCUCCCUGCAGUAUAAUGAUAAUGGAUGUUAUCAGAAUGGAACGAAGCCGAUAAAUAGCAACAUUGCUGGUACAACAACAUUCAUGACAAGCAACCUUGUUAAUGUACAAAACGAAGUCUUUCCUACACAUAAUGACAGUAUAACCUUUAAUACCAGACGAGCUGUUAAAACAAGAUUAGAAGAAAGGAAUACAUCUGGACAAGCUAGAAAUAAUCAAGAUAACGACGUUGCGAAGGCAAAGGACUGUAAACGGCGUCGUUAAUGUUUUCAAAAUAAAUUUGCAGUACAAUACAUUUUUUAAGACUGUAAAAAGACAUUUUUAAAGAUUUUAAAGAACAUAAAUUAGAUUUUGAAAAAUUAGAUUUCUUUUUGUUUAAACAUUCAUAUCUAAAAAUAAAUGUGUUGCUA
Molecule: messenger RNA, 3070 nt
Organism: Ruditapes philippinarum (Manila clam)
Lineage: Eukaryota; Metazoa; Mollusca; Bivalvia; Venerida; Veneridae
Exons: 2
Coding region: 15-2924 (969 amino acids)
Source: RefSeq, a predicted model, not a curated record